This is a messenger RNA of Cuscuta campestris, 1733 nucleotides long. The record is from the annotation of a GenBank genome assembly. NCBI's taxonomy places the organism in Eukaryota, Viridiplantae, Streptophyta, Magnoliopsida, Solanales, Convolvulaceae.
GUCUACCAAAGGGGGAGGGUGGCCUUGGGAUUAGAGAUCUCAAAUCCCUUGAACAAGCAUACUCUUGUAAACUUUGGUGGAAAGUUCAUCAAGCAAACUGUCUUUGGAGUAGGUUCAUGAGAGCUAAAUAUUGGAGGAAUGGUGAUAUGGUGUCCCAUCUUAUUGAUUCUCCUAUUUGGGAAAGGAUCUCAAAAAUUGAUGAAACAGCUCAAAGGAUCUGCUGCCACAAUGAUGAUGGCAGUAUCUCAUGGGGGGAUGAUCCACAAGGCAGGUUUACCCUCAAAUCUACAUAUGCUCAAUGUAGGGCUGCUGCCAAUCCUACACUGCCCUUCAAACGGAUUCGGGAGUCUCCUCAAAACCCUAAGAUUAGCAUCUUUAUGUGGAAGCUACUUAAUGAAGCUAAGGUGCGUAUUGUUAAAUGGUUGGCUCCUCCAAAGGGCAGGCUUAAGCUUAAUAUUGAUGCCACUUUUACUCCAAACUGCCAAAGAGGAGCUGGUAUUAUACGCAAUGAAGCAGGUUCUUUUGUCUGUGCAGCUUCCUUUCGUCUAUCAUGCAACUCUUCCUUUCCAGCAGAGGUUCUUGCAGCGAUUCAAGCUAUUAAAUGGGCGUUAUCUAUUCAGAAAGAUAUCAUUUUUGAAACGGAUGCUUUGGAGGUGAUUCGAAGGAUCUCUAAAUUCACUCACCUUGCUACCUCUCCUCUCCCUAUUGACAUUCUUUCACGCCUUAUCUCUGACAAUGGAGUUUGGAUUUCACAUGUGCUUCGGGAAGGAAAUCAACCGGCUGAUCUUUUAGCAAAGGAAGAUAGGAACAAAGAUAAUCCGUUAAUUAUGUAUUCUUAUCUUAGUUCUUGUCCUACUAAAGUUAGAGUUGCACUUGCUCAAGAGAUUGUCGAGAGCUCGGACACCAUAGACAACGUCAAGGCUAAGAUUCAAGACAAGGAGGGCAUCCCUCCGGACCAGCAAAGGCUCAUCUUUGCGGGGAAACAGCUCGAGGACGGGCGUACCCUGGCUGAUUACAACAUCCAGAAAGAGUCUACCCUCCACUUGGUGCUCCGUCUCAGGGGUGGGAUGCAGAUCUUCGUCAAGACCCUAACAGGAAAGACUAUAACUCUUGAGGUUGAGAGCUCUGACACCAUUGACAACGUCAAGGCCAAAAUCCAGGACAAAGAAGGCAUCCCUCCAGAUCAGCAGAGAUUGAUCUUUGCUGGGAAGCAACUUGAGGAUGGCCGGACCUUAGCUGAUUACAAUAUCCAGAAGGAGUCCACUUUGCAUUUGGUGCUCAGGCUCAGGGGCGGGAUGCAGAUUUUCGUGAGGACAUUGACUGGAAAAACCAUUACUUUGGAGGUGGAAAGCUCCGACACUAUUGAUAAUGUCAAGGCUAAGAUUCAGGACAAGGAGGGGAUACCACCCGAUCAACAAAGGUUGAUCUUUGCUGGAAAGCAGUUGGAAGAUGGUAGGACUCUGGCUGAUUACAAUAUCCAGAAAGAGUCUACCUUGCAUCUUGUCCUCCGUCUCCGUGGUGGCGAUUGUUGAUUCGAUCUUGAAGCCUAUUUGCUUUCAUGUUGGUUAUGGAUAAUAAAAUGUCACUUUAGUUAAAGUAAUAAUGAUGUGCUGAUUUGUUUAACAACUUUGUUCUGAUCAGUUACUAGAGUAUUAUCAUCAUUUUUAGUACUCCAUAAGAUCUUGCGUUUGUUCUUUUUGCCGCAUAUCUACCAAUAACUUUUUAAGUCCUUG